CCAAAAAUUAAAAGCACCCUUCCACACCCACCACCUCUGCUUUCCCUCCUUAUAAUCCGCUGACCCCCUCCCUCUCCCUUUCUCUCUCUCUCUCUCUCUCUCUCUCCUUCUUUCCCAAAUUCGCUUGAGCGCUUCCGUCCAAUUUCAAAUUCACUCUACCGUUCCCCUGAGACCAGAGCAAGCGAUGGGAAAGUACAUGGAGAAGGCCAAAAUCGCUGCGGACGUUGCGGUUAUGGAGCUCCCCCAGUCCCUUCUCGGCGUCCGGACCCGAGCCAAAACCCUAGCUCUCCGGCGCCUCCAAUCCUCGCAGCCUUCGCCCGACUCCGAGUCAUGUUACCUCCAGCUGCGCUCCCGGAGGCUGGAGAAGCACCCGACUCUGCUCGAAGAGCGCAGGAAGCCUUCAGGUGGAACCGCGAAGCGGAACUGCCAGAAAGGGACAGAUUCGGCGACUUGCCGGAAAUUGAAUCUCGAGUCCAGCUCGAGGUUUAGGGUUAGUUCUGUCCACUCCAGCUCCGUCGGCUCCGCCUCAAUUAGCAAUCACGAUGCCGGGGAAGGCUGUUUUGAGAUUCUCUCCAAAGGCUGCGAAGAUUUGGGCGUCGAUGCCUCCUUCGGGGAGAACAAUUUGGAUCCAGAAGCAAGAGACAGGCAAGACCCAGUUCUAUUAUUUUCCUCUGUUUAGUUUCUACGAGUAUUAAUUUGUGCAUUUCUGCUCUUAAAUUAACUUCUAAUUUCCUUAUCCUUUUGGGUGCUAACUCAUCUGUUAAAUAAACUUUAAAAAGGUCUGAUUGUGGAAAGUAGAUAUGGUAAUUGGUACGGAGUAGUGAUAGAUUAUGAUUAGUUUUCUUAUGUGCAUCUUUUUCUUAUUAUUACUCCACGGAGUAUGAUUUUAAAAGUUAAAUUGAAAAUUUGUGGUUUUGGCUUCUCUGUAAAGUUUCUUUUUUUGUUUGAAAGAUCCAUUCGAUGGGACUUUUAACGGCCGAGGUAAGCUAACUUGCAUUCUCAGGCACCCAAAUUUUACUAGAUUUCUAGAAAGAAUGGCAUUAAUGAUUUACUACUUUCUUUUUUUUUUCACUCAUCCCCAGAUCAUUUUUUAAGGCGUUUCUUUUAAUGCUUUCCAUACCUGCACAUUUUUUUCCUCUACUGUAUUAUUUUAUUCACGGCAUCUUUUGUAGAAAAUCAAUCUUUUCAUCUGGUCCCCUACCCUACGGAAAGAGUAUUAAAAAAGAGUUGUUUUUGUUUUGUUUUCAAUUGAAAAAUAUUUAAUGGGCACCAAUACAAUUUUUUUUUCUUUAAUCUGUCCUUGAGUAUCAUCCUUUCACUGCUCAGGUGAUUCACGAGCUUCUGUAGUUGUACUUAUUCAUUAAAAACAGCAUAGGGUCAGACCUUUUUUUGUUAUUAGCUCAUUUAUAUCUAUGAAAAAUGAUUAAGAGUAUAUUCUGUAUAUGUUUUGAAGAUUUGAUGGGUUUUAAUUCAUUGUGAAGGGUAUUUUUUGCUGUAUACCUAAGAACAAAUUCUAGAUUUAUGGGAAUAUUGGCUCUUUUUUUGUUCUUUUGUAUUUUCUGUAAUGUGUCCUUUCCAUGGGGUCAUACUACCCAAAAAACUGUGAAUAUCCCAUUCCGUAUUUUCUAACAUCUUGAGAAACAUUCAUCCCUACUGUUCUUUUACCCAGUGAUGAGUACCUGUAUAAAGCAGAAGUGAUGACGUGACAUGAAACCGUUAUUUCUUCAUGUUCCAUAUGACAUGUUACUUUGUACUCCCUCAAUUAACUUCAGAUUUGUUC
This is a messenger RNA of Cuscuta campestris, 1780 nucleotides long. NCBI's taxonomy places the organism in Eukaryota, Viridiplantae, Streptophyta, Magnoliopsida, Solanales, Convolvulaceae. The record is from the annotation of a GenBank genome assembly.